Messenger RNA from Leishmania braziliensis MHOM/BR/75/M2904, 699 nucleotides. RefSeq names its product phosphatidylethanolaminen-methyltransferase-lik e protein. The record is from RefSeq and is a predicted model, not a curated record. Gene Ontology annotation, biological process: phosphatidylcholine biosynthetic process. NCBI's taxonomy places the organism in Eukaryota, Euglenozoa, Kinetoplastea, Trypanosomatida, Trypanosomatidae. Bases 1 to 699 code for a protein of 232 amino acids. The transcript has a single exon. Gene Ontology annotation, molecular function: S-adenosylmethionine-dependent methyltransferase activity.
AUGCCGUACUCGGCCACGAUCCCAGUAGCGGGCAGCAUCCACUACCGCUCUAUUGGCAUGGCCGCUGUGGCCAUUGCGGGGCUGCCGACGGUGUGGAACGUCGUUGCCCGUAAUGAAUACCGUCGUCACACGAUUGAGAAGGCAGUGGGAAGCAAAAAGGCUGGCGCCUACCUCUUGGCGGCUGGCAUCUUUGUCGCCAGUGUGCUGCGCGACUACCUAUUUCGCAAUGCCAUGGUGCAUACCCCGAGCUCUGUCUUCCCCAUUCUCUGCACGCAUGCCUUUGGCCCUGACAGCGCCGGUUUCGCGCGCAGCGUUAUGAGGGGGACCGGUACUGCACUGCUACUGUCUGGCACGACGCUUGUUGUAUCGUCCUUUCUCCGCCUCGGUGUCACGGGCACGUACCUGGGCGACUACUUUGACAUCCUGAUGGACGAGCGCGUAACUGCCUUUCCGUUUAGCCACUUUGACAACCCCAUGUACCUCGGAGCCACGCUGAACUUCCUGGCCGCCUCCAUUAUCCAAAACAACGCUGUCGGGGUGCUACUCACGGGCUUGGUCGCGCUCGUGUAUCACGUGUCGACCAGAUACUUCGAGUCCCCCUUUACGGCCAUGAUCUACAGCAAGCGCGGGGGAGGCCCAGGAAGUCGCUGCCUCGGUGACGAAGAUGACGUAGGAAGGCAAAAACACAAAAAUAUAUAA